UAAUAUAAAGCCCACUUUUUCUGUUUCAUUUUCUCAUCAAUUUUCUUCCUUUUUGUUUUUCCACGAACCCCUUUGGCCUUUACCACCUCAUGUUCAUCUUAUUUGGAAAGUGAGAGAAAGAGAGAGAGAGAGAGGAGAGGAGAGAGAAAUUGAUAGCUCGACAUGGGUCUCUGCUGGGGAAAGCCUGCUCGUGAUCCUUCUCCAAGCACCAACUUUGCCUCUACUAGUCCAGGGACAUCUAGUAAUUACAGUAGGAACCUUGUGUUAUCUGGAACAACCAACAGCAGCGUGGGAAGGAGUCAGUUUUCUGAGGCUGCAAGUGGGAGUGUGGAUGAGUCUUAUCAGAAUGGUCAAUUUCUAGAGACACCCAACUUGAAAGUGUACACUUUUGCAGAGUUGAAAGCUGCCACUAAGAAUUUCAAGGCUGACACAGUGCUUGGGGAGGGAGGCUUUGGGAAAGUUUUCAAAGGUUGGGUGGACGAGAAUACUUUGGCUCCUUCCAAGUUUGGCACUGGUAUGGUGGUUGCUAUCAAGAAAUUGAACUCUGAAAGCAUGCAGGGUUUUCAGGAAUGGCAGUCAGAAGUAAAUUUCCUGGGAAGGCUUUCUCAUCCCAACUUGGUCAGACUAUUAGGAUAUUGUUGGGAGGACAAAGAACUGCUCCUUGUGUAUGAGUUCAUGCAGAAGGGAAGCUUGGAGAACCAUCUUUUCAGAAGAAAUCCAUCCGUUGAACCACUAUCUUGGGAAAGAAGACUUCAAAUAGCGAUUGGGGCAGCUCGGGGACUGGCUUUCCUACAUGCUUCGGAUAAGAAGGUCAUAUACAGAGAUUUCAAGGCAUCGAACAUACUGCUUGAUGGGAACUACAAUGCGAAAAUUGCUGAUUUUGGCUUAGCAAAACUGGGGCCAUCUGGUGGAGACUCGCAUGUAACGACUAGGAUUAUGGGCACCUAUGGUUAUGCAGCUCCCGAAUACAUUGCUACAGGCCAUUUAUAUGUGAAGAGUGAUGUGUAUGGCUUUGGUGUAGUGCUGCUCGAAUUGCUGACAGGUUUACGAGCACUAGACUCAAGACGCCCCAGCGGGCAGCAUAACCUCGUGGACUGGACUAAGCCAUGUCUGUCUUCAAGAAGAAAGUUGACUACCAUCAUGGAUGUGCGGAUGGAGGGCCAGUACUUCCCCAAGGCAGCACUCCAAGCAGCACAACUCACCUUAAAAUGCCUAGAACAAGAUCCUAAAAACCGCCCCGCAAUGAAAGAUGUUUUGGAGACGUUGGAGAAGAUAGAAGCAAUGAAAGAUAAAGCAAAGCAAUCCAAAGGUAGCUCUAGACAUUCUUCUUCUGGUUCUGGUCUUCUUCCCGGUGCUCAUCAUCGUUCCUCACUCGACUCCUGCAGGUAGUUUUCGAGUAUGUAUUUAAAGCUACCAAAUUCAAGUACAUGAAAUGUAAUUGAAGAGUCAUUGUUUGGGUAGAAAUUGUUUUAGAUUCAUUGAAAUUUUUGUUAAGAGGCAGGGCAGAGGCCAUUGGUUCUGGUUCUGGCUCUGGUUCUGACUUGUGAAUUGGUUUGUAAAGACAAAAAUGAAUACAUAUGAUGGUGAUAUACUA
Messenger RNA from Humulus lupulus (European hop), 1594 nucleotides. RefSeq names its product probable serine/threonine-protein kinase PIX13. Gene Ontology annotation, molecular function: ATP binding; protein kinase activity. The transcript is spliced from 6 exons. The record is from RefSeq and is a predicted model, not a curated record. NCBI's taxonomy places the organism in Eukaryota, Viridiplantae, Streptophyta, Magnoliopsida, Rosales, Cannabaceae. Gene Ontology annotation, biological process: protein phosphorylation. The coding region runs from base 163 to 1389 and encodes 408 amino acids.